ACCCCCCCGCCAAAUACCAUCCGCUUUUUGAUUCUCCAACAAGAUGUCAACAAAAUCCCACCUCCUCUCAACCCUCUCCGCAAUCGCCUCCACCCACAAAUCCACCCUCACUCUCAUAUCCCGCCUCUCAAAACUCGAAGGUCCAGCGAGCGUGCAAUCCGAGUUGACCGAGGCGAUUCGUGGGGAGCUGAAGGAGGCUGAAGAUAGUCUUGCAGAAGUUGUGGAGCAUAUAUCGUAUGAGAGGGAUCCGGGCACGAGGGAGGUGUUGGAGGUUAAGACGAGUAAGUUGAGGGAUGAUUUGAAAUCAGCACGGAUCGCAUACCGCAAGGCACUACUACAAUCAAAGAAAAUCUUCGAAUCCUCCGCCCGGCGCGAGCGAGAAUUGCUGUUGGGAGGAGUCGCACCCGAAUCUGCCCACUCCUCCCAACUCAAACGCCGAGGCGAACCCCCAGGUGCCACUUCCAGCGACCAAGCCCUCCUAACAGCCUCCUCCUCUCUAACCACCUCCCUCCACCGCACCCACACCCUCCUCUCGCAAUCCCUCCACCAAUCCUCCCUCUCCCUCGAAGCCCUCGCGCAGUCAUCUCACACGCUGACCGCACUACAGGAGAGGUAUGGAGCGUUUGAUCGGUUGCUGGGGGUGAGUCGGCGGUUGGUUGGGGUGUUGGAGAGGCAGGAUUGGGUGGAUCGGUGGUGUAUUUUGGGGGGACUCGCAUUCUUUAUACUGACUUGUUUGUGGAUAUUCUAUAGGCGGGUUGUUAGGAGGGGGGUUAAGGCAGUGGCGUUUUUGACGGGGGUGGGGAGGAAGGGGAGUGGGGGGGAGGUUGUGAGGGAGGUUGUGGAGAAAGUCGCGGUGGUUACGACGACGCUUGCGGAGGCGAUUGAGGUGGGGGGGAUGAGAGGCGCUGUGACGAGUGUUCUUACGGCGAUUGCCGCUGAAGUAACAGGACGUGAUGAACUAUAGAAUCCUACCAGUACGGACAUACUCUUACGAGGGAUGUAAAGCUUCGGCAAUUGAUGCCUCGGAAAAUAAAGUUUAGGCUGGUCGAGUUUAUCGCGCGCGGUCGGCCCGGUUUACCUUGCGAUGCAC
Saitoella complicata NRRL Y-17804 is the source of this 1090-nucleotide messenger RNA. RefSeq names its product Sec20-domain-containing protein. Gene Ontology annotation, cellular component: SNARE complex; endoplasmic reticulum. The coding region runs from base 44 to 964 and encodes 306 amino acids. Gene Ontology annotation, biological process: retrograde vesicle-mediated transport, Golgi to endoplasmic reticulum. The record is from RefSeq and is a predicted model, not a curated record. NCBI's taxonomy places the organism in Eukaryota, Fungi, Ascomycota, Saitoellomycetes, Saitoellales, Saitoellaceae. Gene Ontology annotation, molecular function: SNAP receptor activity. The transcript is spliced from 3 exons.